This is a messenger RNA of Recurvomyces mirabilis, 927 nucleotides long. RefSeq lists its product as uncharacterized. The record is from RefSeq and is a predicted model, not a curated record. The transcript has a single exon. Gene Ontology annotation, cellular component: intracellular anatomical structure. Gene Ontology annotation, molecular function: oxidoreductase activity, acting on NAD(P)H, oxygen as acceptor. Lineage: Eukaryota; Fungi; Ascomycota; Dothideomycetes; Mycosphaerellales; Teratosphaeriaceae. The coding region runs from base 1 to 927 and encodes 308 amino acids.
AUGACCACUCAGCAGAUCUUGGAUGACGACCGAGCACAGCUCACGAAACGCUCCAUCCCACACAUGGUUCUCAGCUCUGGUGAUGCCUCAUCACUGACGCCAGCUCCGGCCCAGAAGAAUCGUCCCGUCUCAGAAGAGAACAAUCAGGCUUCAGCUUUGAAUCGCUUCGCCAUAAAUGGCAUUGCCAUCGUGACAGGCGGCACAGGUACGCUAGGGCUCGCCUCUUGCAAUGCACUACUCGAGCAUGGCCUGUCCCAUCUGGCCAUUUUUGAUCUGAGUAUCGCAAGUUCUGAGUGGACCAUUGCAAUACUCCAGGGGCGCUUCCCCAAAGCAACGGUCAUGGGUUUCGACGUCGAUGUCACAGAUGAGGUGGCCGUCGAGGCUGCCGUUGAACAAGUAAGCUCGCAUUUCGGUUCUAUCAAUCAUUUACUCUGCUUCAGCGGCAUAGUAGGUUGUUUUGAUGUGUUGUCAACGCCCACUGCUACUUGGCGCCGUAUUCUGGACGUGAACACUACUGGAGCAUUCAUCUGUGCACAAGCAGUCGCAAAGCCCAUGGUAGAGCAACAGAGUGGUGGUUCCAUCAUGUUCACGGCCUCUAUUUCUGCUCAUCGCGUCAAUUAUUCUCAACCACAAGCUGCGUAUAAUGUCAUCAAAGCGGCUUUGAUUACAUUGAAGAACUGUCUUGCCGCUGAGUGGGCUUGCUAUGGCAUACGCACGAAGACCAUCAGCCCGGGCUACAUGGACACAAUACUGAAUGAAGGCGACGGCAUAGCAGACGCACGACGGAUUUGGGAGGAGAGAAAUCCUACCGGGCGGCUGGGUGCACCCAGUGAGCUGACAGGCGCCGUGAUCAUGCUAACGAGCUCCUCAAGUACCUAUCUUAAUGGCUGUGAUAUCGUGGUAGAUGGUGGAGGAUCAGCAUUCUAG